AUGAAUCAACGCUCUGCUCUGCGAGUCUGGAAGAAAUGCGGGCGCGUGGGCGGGUGUGGGCGCGUGGGCGGGUGUGGGAGCGUGGGCGGGUGUGGGAGCGUGGGCGGGUGUGGGAGCGUGGGCGGGUGUGGGAGCGUGGGCGGGUGUGGGAGCGUGGGCGGGUGUGGGAGCGUGGGCGGGUGUGGGAGCGUGGGCGGGUGUGGGAGCGUGGGCGGGUGUGGGAGCGUGGGCGGGUGUGGGAGCGUGGGCGGGUGUGGGCGCGUGGGCGGGUGUGGGCGCGUGGGCGGGUGUGGGAGCGUGGGCGGGUGUGGGAGCGUGGGCGGGUGUGGGAGCGUGGGCGGGUGUGGGCGCGUGGGCGGGUGUGGGCGCGUGGGCGGGUGUGGGCGCGUGGGCGGGUGUGGGCGCGUGGGCGGGUGUGGGAGCGUCACACCGUCUUGGGUCACAAGGUCACGGACGGCAGAUGCAAGAGAAGAGCCACGUCUUGCAAUCACGCCACUGAGGUCGAGGAGCGCCCGUAGCGUCUCGGGCGCGGGGCGUGAGUGGCACCGUAAGGAGGCGCCGGGAGAGGCACCGUGCCACCACCUCCGAGACGCGGCUUAG
Penaeus chinensis is the source of this 600-nucleotide messenger RNA. Its product is annotated as keratin-associated protein 5-3-like. The record is from RefSeq and is a predicted model, not a curated record. Lineage: Eukaryota; Metazoa; Arthropoda; Malacostraca; Decapoda; Penaeidae. The transcript has 2 exons. The coding region runs from base 1 to 600 and encodes 199 amino acids.